Messenger RNA from Blepharisma stoltei, 823 nucleotides. Lineage: Eukaryota; Ciliophora; Heterotrichea; Heterotrichida; Blepharismidae. The record is from the annotation of a GenBank genome assembly.
AUGGGAAAUGCAUUUCGCAGCCAAACUGAAGAAGACUACAUCAUGGAGCUAAUUUUGCUUUCUAAUAACUCAAUCACAGCAGAAGAAAUCUAUGAUACAAUAAUGAAAACAAACUGUAACGCUAAUAAUAGACAGCGCUAAAGAAUUAAUCGGACUUUAUAAACGUUUCAGUGAGCUAGACACUCAGAAGCGCGACGCUUUGACAAAUCAGCAGUUUCUGUCAAUGCGGGAGCUCAUGUAUAACCCUUUCCGCCACCGACUAAGGAUUGCUAUACCUCUAAAAAGUGAAGAGUACAUAAAAGGGCUUCCUCUCACUGAAGAAGAAAAAAAACCUCUUGACGAAGAUGUGCUGUUUACCAAGGUCCAGCCAAAGCAGCCACCCCCUACCGCUUCUUCUAAAGUAGCCCCUGAAGAAGAAAAGUCUAAAAAAGAGCCUCAAGAAAACGAAAAAGAAUUGAACACUGUAAAAAUGGAUUUCGAGUCUGUUGAUUUUAUAAGCUACAUUACUUUUCACCAGUUUUGCUUAUAUUUGACUGUAUUUUGUCCUAGAACUCCUAUAGAUACCAAAAUCACGUGUAUUUCUUAUAUAGUUUUAUUCAAGCUUUAUGAUUUUGAUGGAGACGGCGCUAUAAGUCCUCAAGAUUUAUCUCUGGCAAUAAAGACUAUGACGCGUGAAAAUCUGUCGAAGCUGGAUAUACAAGAAGUUGUGAAGUACAUUUUUAGAGAAGUGGACAUAGCAGAAAAGGGAAGCAUUGGCAGAGAGGAGUUCCAGAAAGUCCUGUGGCUGACUGAUUUCUACCAGAAAACAAGUCUAUAUUUUUAA